AUGCCUGGAAAGGUAGGUGGAAUCAUUGACUGCCCUGAGUUCAAAUUUGCCUCUAUCAGUGAUAAAGGAAACCGUCUGACAGAAUUUCCAAGAGUAUUGAAACCAGGUAUGGUACAGGGCGUAAGCCCUCCGACCAUACCCGCAGGUGUGUCCUGGCCCAGCUACCUGGAAAUGUUGGCAGCCAUGUGCACGGGUGCCCAAGUGGUGCACAGGUACUACCGGCCUGACCUGACAAUACCUGAAAUUCCACCAAAGCCUGGAGAACUCAAAACAGAGCUUUGGGGACUGAAAGAGAGACAACACAAACCUCAGGUUGCAGAGCAAUAAAAAUUUCAGAACUCAAGGAUGCCAA
Dipodomys spectabilis (banner-tailed kangaroo rat) is the source of this 352-nucleotide messenger RNA. Its product is annotated as protein BRAWNIN-like. Gene Ontology annotation, biological process: mitochondrial respiratory chain complex III assembly. The record is from RefSeq and is a predicted model, not a curated record. The coding region runs from base 1 to 327 and encodes 108 amino acids. The transcript has 3 exons. Gene Ontology annotation, cellular component: mitochondrion. Lineage: Eukaryota; Metazoa; Chordata; Mammalia; Rodentia; Heteromyidae.